Brachypodium distachyon (stiff brome) is the source of this 1100-nucleotide messenger RNA. Its product is annotated as lysM domain-containing GPI-anchored protein LYP6. The record is from RefSeq and is a predicted model, not a curated record. Lineage: Eukaryota; Viridiplantae; Streptophyta; Magnoliopsida; Poales; Poaceae. The transcript is spliced from 3 exons. Bases 132 to 1100 code for a protein of 322 amino acids.
UCCAUAGCACGCUUCUCUAUUUGGAGCAUCUUCCCCUUCAGAGUCACGCGCCGAACAGUGAAAUCAGCGAUCAGUUCUUCAGUCUCCCACUGCACGGAGCACGGCCCGUGGCACCUCCGUCUCUCUCGGGAAUGGAGGACUCGUUGUCCGGCGGCUUCGCGGCAGCGUUGCUCGUCGCGAUCGCGGUCGCGACAGUGGCGGAGGCGAAGACGACGAUCGAGCCGUGCUCGGGGUCGGACGCGUGCCAGGCCUUGCUGGGCUACACGCUCUACGCCGACAUGAAGGUCUCCGAGGUGGCCGCGCUCUUCGGCGGCGUCGACCCGGCGGCGCUCCUGGCCGCCAACGCGCUCGACUUCGGGGCCCCCGGCGCGGCCCACCGGAUCCUGCCCAUGGGCCUCUUCCUCCGCGUCCCGGCCCGCUGCGCCUGCUCCGACGGCGUCCGGAAGUCCGUGUCCACCCGCUACGCCGCGCGCCCGGGGGACACGCUGGCCGCGGUCGCGGACGUCGUCUUCGCCGGGCUCGCGUCCGCCGACCAGAUCCGGGACGCCAAUGGCCUCGGCGCCUCCGGCGACGCCGACCCCAACGACGCGCCGCUUGAUGCGGGGCAGAAGCUUGUUGUCCCGCUGCCGUGCGUCUGCUUCAACAACUCUGACAGUAAUCUCCCGGCCGUUUACCUCUCCUACGUCGUCCAGGUCGGGGACACCGUGCCCGCUGUGGCCGCGAGCUACGAGACCACCGUCACGGAUAUCAUGAACGUCAACGCCAUGGGCGGCCCCGUUGCCGCGCCCGGCGACAUCCUCGCCAUCCCAUUGCCAGCAUGUGCAUCUACUUUCCCAAAGUCUGCUUCCGACCAUGGAUUGCUUGUGGCAAAUGGAACAUAUGCACUUACUGCUGGCAAUUGCGUUCAGUGUAGCUGUGGGCCAGGAAACCUAGAUUUAUAUUGCACGCCAGCUUCAUUAUCUGGAUCAUGCCCAAGCACGCAAUGUAGUAAUAGCAAUGUGUUGCUUGGUAAUGUGAGCACCCACGCAACAAGUGCAGGCUGCAACGUUUCUUCUUGCGGCUAUGGAGGUUUUAUCAAUGGAACUAUUACCACUUUGUAA